AUGGUCCACCUUAUUUUAGCUGGUCUACCCUCCAGCCAUAUUCUGUUUACCGUGGUCUGUGCAGAAUUAUCUAUCUAUAUCUAUCUAUGUCUCUCCAUAUCUAUCGAUCUAUCUAUCUAUAUCUCUCCAUAUCUAUCAAUCUAUCUAUCUAUAUCUCUCCAUAUCUAUCGAUCUAUCUAUAUCUAUGUCUCUCCAUAUCUAUCGAUCUAUCUAUAUCUAUGUCUCUCCAUAUCUAUCGAUCUAUCUAUAUCUAUGUCUCUCCAUAUCUAUCGAUCUAUCUAUAUCUAUGUCUCUCCAUAUCUAUCGAUCUAUCUAUAUCUAUGUCUCUCCAUAUCUAUCGAUCUAUCUAUAUCUAUGUCUCUCCAUAUCUAUCGAUCUAUAUCUAUGUCUCUCCAUAUCUAUCUAUCUAUAUCUAUAUCUAUCUAUCUAUAUCUAUAUCUAUCUAUGUCUCUCCAUAUCCAUCCAUCUAUCUCCCUCUAUAUAUAUCUAUGUCUUUCCAUAUCUAUCUAG
This is a messenger RNA of Acanthosepion pharaonis, 510 nucleotides long. NCBI's taxonomy places the organism in Eukaryota, Metazoa, Mollusca, Cephalopoda, Sepiida, Sepiidae. The record is from the annotation of a GenBank genome assembly.